AUGACAAAUAUACCCGAUAUCGACUUUCUCAAUGCGGCAUUCUCGGCUAUAAUGAAUGGCCAAAUUUUUAUAUCAGAAAAGGAAUUUCAAGAAAGACAAGCUCGUAAUGAAAAUGAUGGUUUCACUUAUAAACGAGUUGAUGUGCAUUCAUUUCAUCAGUCUAAUCUUGUUGGUAGUAAUGCGAAUGCCUUUCCGGAGGAAAAUCAUCAAUCUCCUUCGUUUUUGAGAUCUUUUGAUCCCGGACAAAUGUUUAUACAAACUAUAGAUGGUAAAACUGUCACAAUUGAUUGUAUAUUAAAUGAUACCAUCAGAGAAAUGAAAAAGAAAAUUCAAGAAGCAGAAGGCAUUCGGCCAGAACACCAAAAUCUUAUCUUUAAUGGCAUUCAAUUAGAAGAUGGAAAUAGGCUCUGUGACUAUUAUGGUAUGAGAUAUGAGUCGGUGUUACACUUAGUUCUUCAUGAUCGUGAUAUAAUUAGUUACUUUAGCUCGGAUUCUUUGGACCCACAAUACAAUUAUGAUUUUACGAAUGUUUGUGAUAAUGGAGCGACACACUUACGUGGAGGUAUUCUAUAUAAAAGACCUUGUGGAUGGAGACGUUUUGCUUUAAAAGUUCUUAAUAGAUAUGAUAAUGGUGACAAUAGAUGGCUUGGUACCGAUAAUGCGGCCUGGCCAGUGUCUUAUCAUGGAGCUAGUAAGUAUAACGAAAAGUCAAUUGCUGAUGAUGGAUUUUUAUCGAGCAAGGGAAAACAAUUUGAUUUUCGACAUGGUAUUUAUUCAACUCCUGAUGUGGAUUUGGCUGAAAAGUAUGCUCAAGAAUUUGAUUAUGAGGGUGUGAAAUAUGUGACGAUAAUUCAGAAUCGUGUGAAUCCUGCGAAUUUGCAAAAAAUUCAGAAUCAAACGGGGGCUGGUGAAUAUUGGGUUUCUAUGGAGGGUGAUGAUGUUAGACCAUAUGGUAUUUGUAUUAAAAAAAAGUUAAC
This is a messenger RNA of Racocetra fulgida, 977 nucleotides long. NCBI's taxonomy places the organism in Eukaryota, Fungi, Glomeromycota, Glomeromycetes, Diversisporales, Gigasporaceae. The record is from the annotation of a GenBank genome assembly.